AUGGUGGCGUCAGGAAAGAAGACUCACAAAACCGUUUGCCUCAAGAUUAACCCUAGAAGAUCUCCGCGCGGGUUUAUAUCCGUACUUCUGGCAGUCGUAUGUUAUCAAGGUCGGAUUAGUCCAGCAGAAUCCGACGGCCAUCUUUUAAUUUACCAUCUGUUCAAUAGCUUGACAGCAGCAGAAGCUAAGUUAACCAACGGUGGGAUAAUCGUCACCGGCGACUACAGCCACUCGGACACUAACCAUUUGUAGAACUAUUUUAAGUUGAAACAGCUUGUGAAAUUUCCAACAAGGGGUGAAGCUACGCUCGACGUAAUGUUAACAACAUGAGGAUCACUUUUCGACUCCUGAGAAUUUACCACCAUUAGACCACUAUACAAUCAUUGUGAAGCGAAAGAAAAGAGUACCCCAACCAGCACACCAAGAAAACCAUCAAAUUAGAGACAUAAGAGACACCUACAAGGCGCGCCUCACCCGGUACUUUGCUAAUAUUGGCUGGCAAUGCGUCACCAACCAACCCAUUUAUGAGGAAAAACUCCAA
Molecule: messenger RNA, 541 nt
Organism: Porites lobata
Lineage: Eukaryota; Metazoa; Cnidaria; Anthozoa; Scleractinia; Poritidae
Source: the annotation of a GenBank genome assembly